Molecule: messenger RNA, 985 nt
Organism: Ectocarpus siliculosus
Lineage: Eukaryota; Phaeophyceae; Ectocarpales; Ectocarpaceae
Source: the annotation of a GenBank genome assembly
AUGCUGCUCGCAACUCCCGCGCCCGAGACCAGCAAUCCGCGACAAGGCCACGGGGCUUUCGACACGUACCGUUUCGUGACGGAGCUGGAGCGAGCUGGAGUUCCAAAGGGGCAGGCGGUUAUGAUUAUGGAGCAGGUGCUGUUGGCCAUCAGCGAGGCAAACACUCGUCAGAUUGCGCUGGUGGCGACGAAGCAGGACCUGCUCAGCCUGCAAUCUGAAAUCAACGAGAAGGUCUUUUCUUCCACUCUGCGAUACGACCCAGCAGCCCCGAGUAUCCAGUCGGAAACCAUCCGGAGAGUACUCGUUGGCCGUUGUGGAUGUGUUUCAGACCUCGCCCAACGGCACCUGAAGGAGCUGAUGCAGAGGGACCUGAUGCAGGUCAAGGCCGACGUUCGCUCGGAGGAGAAGUUCGAUUUUGCUAAGCUUCACGACGAGAUUACCGAGCUGGAGAAGCGGGUUUUCCAGCGACGAGAAACCGACGAGGUUCGCUUCACGCAGGUGCAUACCGAAAUCGCGGCCCUGGAGCGACGAGUCAUCCUACAGUACGGGAUCGGGUUCUUUGGCAGCGUCAUCGCCAUGGGAUUGGCUGUCGCUCGCAUCGCCGCCUUGCAAUCGUGAUAGUAUCCUAGGUGGUGCGGGGCGUACAAUGCGUCAUGCCAGCAUCGUCAGGUCGAUUUUUGUUGAUCGAGGGAGAGCUGGUGUUUGAUUUCGCAGCUCGAACUGUUCCGAAAAAAAAAAAAAAAAACUUGAUUGUUGCGGUACAGGGAGUACAUACACCCUCCUUUGUUGGGUGAGUUAUGUACGAAGCGAUUUGGUUGCCCUAGGAGGAUCGUUCCCUCUCUCCCGUUUUUGUCAUUUGGGCCCUGUACACGUGAACCCGUCUUCUUGUUGUGAUUUCUUCCCGAGUUUGCCAUUCGCUUCUAGUGUACAGAGCUCCCGGCCCUCUCGUAGGGUUGUAGGUGCUACAGUUUUGAAUCCCCUUUGA